Cutaneotrichosporon cavernicola is the source of this 915-nucleotide messenger RNA. RefSeq lists its product as uncharacterized. NCBI's taxonomy places the organism in Eukaryota, Fungi, Basidiomycota, Tremellomycetes, Trichosporonales, Trichosporonaceae. The transcript is spliced from 4 exons. Bases 1 to 915 code for a protein of 304 amino acids. The record is from RefSeq and is a predicted model, not a curated record.
AUGAGGGGAAUGGCAACCUCCCCUCAGACCGUGGCUCCACCGCUGGUGGCCAUUACCCCUUCGCGGCAGGAGAUCUCUGCUGCGAGACUGGACGCUCGCUCCAUACAGCGCGCUCUAGAGGCGCUCUCGCGCGACGGUAUCGUCGUGGUGGAGGACGUGGUGGAUCACGACGCCAUUGACGCGCUCAACGCUGUCAUGGUAAAGGAUGCUGCUACCCUCAUCGCACGCGGUACGCAUGGGCCUUUUAAUUACAACCUCGGAAACCUUCAACAGUCCCCGCCAUUCGACUCUGCAGUCUUCGCCCCAAACAUAUUCGUCAACCCCAUCGCGACACAGAUCACCAACGCAUUCCUCGGAGAGCGGCCGACCAUGAGCUUCCUCUCGAGCAACGUCGCCGUCAAGGCCGAUCAAGGCCAGCCGGUGCACUCAGAUGCGGACUUUGACUACCCCAGUAUUCCCUUCGCUGCAGUGGUGAAUGUCGGGCUGGUGGACAUGCGUCCGGAGAAUGGGUCGACGCAGCUAUGGCUAGGUACGCACAAUGCGGAUAUCAGUGCGCAGAUGGGUGUACACGGGGAUCGUGACUCUGGUCGCAUCAAGGACGAACUGCUCGCCGGCCGCGCAAAAGUCCGCCCUCCCAUCCAACCGACCAUUAAGAAAGGCUCCAUCGUCGUGCGUGACUUGCGCCUCUGGCAUGCCGGUAUGCCGAACCGCACCGACAAUGUGCGCGUCAUGCUGGCCAUGAUUCACUUCGCGCCCUGGUACCGCCAACGGAUGACACUGCGGCUCCCCCGAACCCUCCGGCAUGUGUUGGAUGGCAAUCCGAGGCUGGCCGUUUCGGUGGAUUGGGUGGACGAGGACAUUGACCACCUGAACAUGCCAUUUGGGAACGCUUUCGACUUUAGCCAGGACAAGUAG